Messenger RNA from Lates calcarifer (barramundi perch), 2408 nucleotides. RefSeq names its product sorting nexin 11 (gene snx11). The transcript has 7 exons. Lineage: Eukaryota; Metazoa; Chordata; Actinopteri; Centropomidae. Gene Ontology annotation, molecular function: phosphatidylinositol binding. Gene Ontology annotation, biological process: intracellular protein transport. The record is from RefSeq and is a predicted model, not a curated record. Bases 194 to 2065 code for a protein of 623 amino acids.
UCAUGACGUCGCAGCGAUGCUUGUGACUUGCGAAAUGGAGCUAGGAGCAGGUCGAAACAACAAGCCUCUGUGUCUGAGGAUCUUAUUCCGAAAUAAAACUGAAACAUCGACAGGCAGGACAACAUUGACAACAGCCGAUUGGAUACCACCACAGCAGCUAACACACACCUCAUGAAAUGCAGCACUUGAUAGGAUGAACAGCAAUCACGAAGAAGAUGAGUUUGUUGCAGUGCGGGUCCAAGAUCCCCGCAUUCAGAAUGAAGGCUCAUGGAAUUCAUAUGUGGAUUAUAAAAUAUUCCUACACACCAACAGCAAGGCCUUCACGGCCAAGACGUCCUGUGUGCGUCGGCGCUACAGUGAGUUUGUCUGGCUCAAGAGGAAGCUGCAGAAGAACGCUGGCUUGGUGCCAGUCCCAGACCUACCAGGAAAAUCUUUCCUCUCCUUCAACAAUGAGGACUUUCUGGAGAGGAGAAGAAAAGGGCUUCAGGCCUUCUUGGACAAGGUGGUGCACACGACAGUAUGCCUGUCAGACAGCCAGCUCCACCUCUUUCUGCAGACCCAGCUGCCCGUUGGUCACAUCCAGGACUGCGUUCAGGGCCACACUCCCUACUCUGUGACAGACGCCAUCCUCACCUACGCCUCAUCUAACUGGGGCUUGGCUCAGGCUCAGGAGGAUGAUUCCAUCAAGGAGCCAAGUUUGACUGUUUCUUAUGAGUCCAUGGAGAGCCCAGCUCCUCAUCAACCGUGCUUACAACCCAAUGAGACUUUCAUCCCUGAGCUUCUCUCAUGUGGAGACUCUGACCCUCUACUUGAGCUCCAUGAUAAGGACACAGCUGAACUGCAGCACAAGGAGAAAUCCUCAAUAAGGAUCCUCCAGAAGAACAACCAUCUACAGGCUGUUGUUGAGUGUGACCGUGGCCCGGCAGAGGCAACCUUUUUUCUGGGUGACAACCAGGAUGACACAGAAAGCCUCAGCCUUGUAGAACAGACCCAGCAGAGAAGCUGUCAGAUGCAGACACCAGUGGAGGUGCACUCACCCAUGGGGACAGGCUUAGAAGAGGACUGUGGGGUGGAUAGUGUCUUUACAGAAAGAGAGGAAAAGGAAGGCCUUCUGAUAUUAGAUAAAAAAGAAAUGACUGUACACUAUUCAGAAAUGGAGGUGAAGGCUAAUCAACUGGAAAGUCCUGGGGAGGCAAAUGUAGACAAGGUGACCUGUGAGCCAGAAAAAUGUAUGAAUUCUGGAGUGAUUUCAGAUUUUAAGGACAAUGACUCUGAGAAACAUGUCACAGAAAGCAACACCAGAUCUCAGGAAGAAGUUCUAGAGGUCAUCUGCUCUGAGAAGCAGGUUUUAGAAAACCACAUCAUCUCUGAGGUAAAUGGUCUCGACCACACUGAUAGCACUGAGGGUCCCGCUUCAGAUGUCAGUUGUCUGGAGGAGUUAAGCAAGUCAGAAGGGCAAAAAGAGCAAGACAGUACAAAAGGUUAUGAAUUUGAAAGCAAAGAGGAGACACCACUUCAGUCAGAAAUCCAUGCAGAAACCUGUGAUGUGAACAGUCUCUCCGAGGUUGGAAGUAGUGAUGCUGUUCAAGAAACGGACCAAAAGGAAGUCGAACAAGAAGUGGAUUUGGUUGGGACCAAAGAUGAGAGCAAUGAAGACAGCCACUCACUGCCAUCUUCCAAUGAGAGCAUCGUCAAGGUCAGCGAUGAAGAAAGCAUUUGUGAUGAUGAGUCUAAAGACUUGAUCCAGGCUGCAAAUGGCCUCAUGAAAAGUUCUCCUGAGGAGGUCUCUCACUGGUCAAAGGCAGAAGCCUCCAGCAGGAACAUUUUGGACCUACAGAUGAAUGGAUGCUCUGCCCAAGAGAAUGAGGACCAGCAAUAUAUUACAUCUCUGGACCUUAACUCGACUGUAGCUGGUGGAGAUUUGACUGAAAGUAGUGACUUCAGCAUCUUAGAGACCAGCAGCGUGCCUGGAGUAGUACCUGAUAGUAAAUGUAUGGAGCAGGAAACCCUGUCCUUGCUGUCUUUGGAUGCCUCAGAGGAGACUCAUGAGGUGCAGGUGCAUUAGUCAAACAGCUGCAACGCCACCUGCAGCUCAUGAGACCACACUGCACGCCCACUGAGCCACAGCAAUGGAUGGUGGGAGUUGCCCUCUGCAAGAGACGCAUUCGGACACAAGGUACACACUGGGAUUUUUGUUGUGUUACAUUAUACUUCAUUUACGUCACCAGUCAGUCAUGUUGUAGGUAUAACUUGAUUUUAAAAUAGUGUUCAUCUAAUUUUAAAAUGAUUAUCUUCAUUUGCACUCAGGUACACUAAAUAUUUGACACUGUUUUUCUCCUUUAAUUCCUCUGCCAUGCACGAUGAUUGGGUUUUUUGGGAAGAGCAGACAGUGCCCAACUUCACAAACA